Messenger RNA from Cydia amplana, 3181 nucleotides. RefSeq lists its product as uncharacterized. The coding region runs from base 537 to 2975 and encodes 812 amino acids. NCBI's taxonomy places the organism in Eukaryota, Metazoa, Arthropoda, Insecta, Lepidoptera, Tortricidae. The record is from RefSeq and is a predicted model, not a curated record. The transcript has 2 exons.
AACUACAUUUUCUUCAAAUUAAUGUCUUGCAAGAUGUCGCCUACCGUUAAAGUGCCAAUCAAAGAAAAUGGAAAAAAAAGAUUUUACAAACCCAGCAUUGUGGAGUCGCAGAAUUCAUUUAUUUUACACGUUACGAACCAGAGUGAAAUCAAAAAUAAACUGGAGCAAUACCAGAAAAUGCAUCUAUCCAGAGGAACCACCUUCCAACCGCUGGUGAUUGCCGUCGGACCAACGAGCAAGGACUUAAAGGAUUUUUACGUAGCGGUUGAGUCAGUUCUCUACAAGGUAGAUCAACUGCUAAAAGCUGUCGACGUGUGUUUCAAAGUAAUUCACGUAACCAACGUUCAAUACCCGCUAGAAUGUUUAAGUGUAUGGUCAUUUAUCCAAAAAUAUUUUUAUAACUUGCACAACAAAAAGGACAAGAAAAUUUCCUCUGUCUAUUGCUUUAUAUCAGAUCUGACUGACUAAUUAAUUGAGCAUCUUUCAAGGACUUAAGAAUUUUUGUGUUUUGACUAUAGGGAUAAUAGUUAGUAACAAUGUUUAUUUGCUUCAUGUGUUCGAUCGAAACAGCAAACCAUCAAGAUCUUAUUCAUCAUUACAAAACUAGUCACAAUCUCGGUCAUAACUCGAUUUAUCGAUGUGCACAAUCGAAUUGUUUCAGAGCAUUUCAAAGUUUGCGUUCCUUUCGUCGUCAUAUAGUUAGUCAUAAUGUCUCGGACCGGAAUAUAUAUUCAGAAUUAGCCCCGUCGCUUAAUUUUAACACUGAUAACAUGAUCGAAAAUUACAAUAAUUUAGACAUAACAGAUAAUACUCAGGAUACAUGUAAUGUUAAUGCAUGCUGUAGUAAUCUGCAACCCACAUCUGAAAGUUUCAGUAAGAAAAAUGAAAAUGUACGGAAGUCUACUGCAGCAUUUGCAUUAUCGUUGUAUAGCAAUCCUUAUUUAAAUCGUAAAUGCGCUAUGAAAAUAAUUGACGAUGUUUCAGAACUAGUAACUGGUGUUAUUGGAACUAUGUUGUCUGAACUCUCACCUAAUGACGAUACACCGAAUAAAAACAUAGUUGAAGCAAUUUCCCAUUCUUUCGACGGUUUGGAUACUGAAAGUCAAGUAAUUAAAUAUUUUUCUGACCGUAAUAUUUACACACCCCCAAAAAAAUUUACAAUUAAUGAAAAUGUUACUGUAAAUACAGGAAAUUCUACGGUAAUGCUAAGACCUAUGUCGGAAACUGGAGCGAUAGUACCUUUAAGAGCAGUUUUAAAACAAAUAUUUGAACUACCCAACUUUCUAAAAUGCAGCACUAGUAUUCCUGAUGUUCAAUCUAUAUCAAAUUUUACACAAGGUAAUAUGUGGAAGCAAAAAUUGGUCGGAAAAAUGGAUGAAAAUAGCUUAUACAUUCCAUAUUUUCUGUAUUUUGAUGAUUUCGAAUGUAAUAACCCCCUGGGUAGUCAUGCUGGAGUCCAUUCUAUCGCUGCUACCUAUUACACAUUUCCAACGUUGUCAGCGGAUCAUGCUUCACUAUUAGAAAAUAUAUUUGUUGCAAUGUUGCAUAAAUCAUCUAGCAAAAGUCAUGGAAAUGCUUCAAUUUAUUACGAACUUAUAAAGGAGUUAAAGAGUUUAGAACAAAAUGGCAUAGAUUUAGAAAUCAGUGAAGGUGUUUUUAAAGUAUAUUUUAUACUAGGGAUGAUCAUUGGUGACAAUUUGGGACUAAACACCGUUCUUGGAUUUGCUAAAUCAUUUUCUAGUAACUAUUAUUGUAGAAUAUGUAAGGCUCAUAAAAAUAUAAUGGGAAAACAGUGCAAGCAAGAUGACGGUUUAAUGCGCAAUCGACACAAUUAUAACACUGAUGUCGAAAUUAACAAUGUAACAAUGACAGGAAUAAGUGAACGAUGUGUAUUUAAUGAUAUUAGCACUUUUCAUGUUGUUGAUAAUUUUUGUGUUGACAUUAUGCAUGAUAUAUUUGAAGGUGUUUGCCAUUAUGAUCUGACUCAUAUUAUUGUGUAUUUUACAGAAAGCAUCACAUUGUUCACUUUAAAUAACUUGAAUAAUAGGUUACAAUUAUUUGACUACGGAUCUGGUGAGCUAAAUGAUAGAUGUGGAAUAAUAAAACAUGAACAUUUAAUGAAAAGCAAAUUUAACAUGUCUGCAUCUGAAAUGAUGUUAUUUGUACACAUAUUUCCUUUAUUGGUGGGAGACUUAAUACCUGAAGAUGACGAAGUAUGGCAGUUUUUUAUUACACUGCUAGAAAUUAUUGAUAUUUUACUUUGUAGGGAUAUCGAUAAUAGCACACUGUUGUAUUUAGAAGCCUUAAUAAGCGAACAUCACGAAAGUUAUGUCAAACUGUUUCACGACACCUUAAAACCGAAGCACCAUUUUAUGGUGCAUUAUCCGCAUGUUAUAAAGCAAGUAGGACCUUUGAGACUAAUAUGGUGUAUGCGAUUCGAAGCCAAACACAAACAAUUGAAAAGAACGGCAUCUCUUAUAACGUCUAGGAAAAACUUGCCAUUGACUUUAUUAAUAAAAGAACAAUUGACUCUUGCUCACAGACUUUACACUGGAAAAGGAUGUGAAACAAGAAUAGAGUUGGGUACUAGGAUAUCUGAACCACUGAAUAAUAUUCAUGAUUAUCUUAAAGAUGUUAUUAUUUCUGACGAUGUAAAUUUAUCAAAUGCUCUUAAUUGGGUUUAUUAUAACGGUAUAAAAUACGUACCAGGAAUAAUUCUAAUAAUUUCUAAUCGGACAUGCUACAAUUUUUUUAAGAUAAAAUUUAUUUGUGUUUCGUCAUCAAGUAAUAACAUCUAUUUUCUAACAGAACAAAUUGAUUGUAUAGGAUUCAAUUAUCACUUGCAAGCACACCAGCUGCAUCAAAGAGAAACUGGUUUAUAUAGACUAAUUAUGCCACAAGAUCUUAUUUACGCACCAACUUUUUGUCAUAUUAUCUCUAAUGGAGACUCUUACUGCAGAAUCAAAUAUAUUUAGAUACAUGAUGUCACAGUCUGAACAUUGUUUAAUAUUUGGAGAUUUUUAAGCUUAGAAUAAAUUUAAAAGUGGGAAAAUUACUGUCUUGGGUGAGGCUUGAACUCACGGCCUCGGGAUCGAUACUCCAGCGCUUUGUCAUCUGAGCCACCAAGACCUCAUCCAUAGCCAGCAAAUCUUUCCACCAUAUUACGGGUCAAGGGGACCCU